Molecule: messenger RNA, 1677 nt
Organism: Dinoponera quadriceps
Lineage: Eukaryota; Metazoa; Arthropoda; Insecta; Hymenoptera; Formicidae
Gene: Tm1
Product: tropomyosin
Exons: 10
Coding region: 166-1017 (283 amino acids)
Biological process (GO): muscle contraction; actin filament organization
Cellular component (GO): actin filament
Molecular function (GO): actin filament binding
Source: RefSeq, a predicted model, not a curated record
GAUCUCGAGGAGCACCGCUCGAGAAGGUGGGAGCCGCGGCGCGAAGCGAAGCCCGAGCGCCUCUCCGUCGCCCAGUCGUGACUUGGCCCGCAGGUCGGACGCAUCCCGGACGACGAUUACGAACAUUUUCUUCUAGUGGACGAGUGAGGAGAAACAGACGCCACCAUGGACGCGAUCAAGAAGAAGAUGCAGGGAAUGAAGCUGGAGAAGGACAACGCGAUGGAUCGCGCGUUGCUCUGCGAACAGCAAGCUCGCGACGCGAACGCGCGAGCUGAAAAGGCUGAGGAGGAGGCUCGCGCUCUCCAAAAGAAGAUCCAGACCAUCGAGAACGAGCUUGACCAGACUCAGGAAGCUCUCAUGCAGGUGAACGCGAAAUUGGAGGAGAAGGACAAGGCUCUGCAGAAUGCUGAGUCCGAGGUCGCCGCCUUGAAUCGCCGCAUCCAGCUGUUGGAGGAGGACCUCGAAAGAUCGGAGGAGCGUCUCGCUACUGCCACUGCCAAAUUGGCGGAGGCGUCGCAGGCUGCCGAUGAGAGCGAACGCGCCCGCAAGAUUCUCGAGAAUCGCAGCUUGGCGGAUGAAGAGCGCAUGGAUGCCCUCGAGAAUCAGCUGAAGGAGGCCAGGUUCCUCGCCGAAGAAGCCGACAAGAAAUACGAUGAGGUCGCCCGUAAAUUGGCCAUGGUUGAGGCCGAUCUCGAACGCGCCGAGGAGCGUGCGGAGGCCGGAGAGUCCAAGAUCGUCGAGCUUGAGGAGGAGUUGCGUGUCGUCGGCAAUAACUUGAAGUCCCUCGAGGUCUCCGAGGAGAAGGCCAACCAACGCGAGGAGGAAUACAAGAAUCAAAUUAAGACCCUUACUACCCGUCUAAAGGAGGCUGAGGCGCGUGCUGAGUUCGCGGAGAGAUCCGUGCAGAAGCUCCAGAAGGAGGUUGACAGGCUCGAAGACGAGCUCGUCCACGAGAAGGAGAAGUACAAAUACAUCUGCGACGACCUGGACCUCACCUUCACCGAAUUGGUUGGUUAAAUCGGCUGUUUAGAUCGGCCAUCGAGGCGCAUCCGUCCGGGUGUCGAGUCACUUGGCCGUACAUCGCAUCAUCAUCGAUUUCGCACGAUUCGAUCGCGGUCGAAGCCACGACAUCGGCCUGCCGGUGCACUGCCGAUGAAACCUUACUUUUGUUAUCGUAACUAAAGUCAGCGUACACAUUAUUAUUAUUAUUAAUAUUAUUACUGUAAAAGUACGUUCCGCGUUCAGAGGCUCUCUUUGUUUCUUUCUUUUUUUUUUAUCUGGAUCGACGAUUCCACACUCGUUGCACCCUCGGCUUUCUUUCACGCGUGGAACACGUCCGAGCCACGCGAUCGUUCGUUCGUCUGUCUGUCCGUCUCGAGAGCGCCGCUUUUGACGCGAAAGUAAACUCCAAAUUAUCCAUGACAACUUCUAGUCACAGCCAAGUCGCGUUAUCACGCGGUUAGUAGUGCGACAAGAGAGAGAGAAAGAGAGAGAGAGAGGAAAAAGUACGGCCCGCGAUCAUCAUCCGUACGUGCGACAUCGAGUGAAACACCGACGAGAAACUCCGCGUCGCUCGGAAAAAAGGGAGAAGGAAAAUUGUCGACACUGGUACGAGGCGAUUCUUGUUUCGAAUAUUCCAGAGAGAAGGACAAAUAAACAUGACAUAGAAUCUUGAAA